UUCGAACCCGCGGUUUCGAACCCGCGACCUCUGGAUUGUACGCCAAGCGCCUUAACCGAUUGUGCCACGGUGGCACUUUGAUGAAACUUGGCGUGUUUUAGUAGUUUUAUAGGGAGCACCGCUGUUCGAGUCCAGCUUGAGACAAGACACUUUUUUCUUUUUUUCUUUUUGAUGUUUUGGAGAUUCUCUUUUCUUUUUCUCCUUUUUCUAAUAAUAACAAACAUUUUUCUGCAUAAAGUUUUGUUUUUAAGAAAUUCUUUUAAUUUUUGCCAUCGGUAAAAUAAGGUUCACCAUGAUGGGUUUCCUGUGUUAUAUGCUGUGGAUUCAAUCGAUAUUUGCCGAAAACAACUGACCCAUCGCACUAACUUAAAAACCUGGAUUCAAGAGGAGAAAAAAUUGUAAAAAUUAUAUUGUUUGACGUAGAAUUGUACCGAUUGCAAUAAGUUUUGACUGGGUUUUCGCUUCGAGUACGUGUCAACAUGGCGUCUCUGCUAAAAGUAGCUUUCACGGCCUUAUAAAUAAACUUCAAGCAAAUGGACGGUUUCUAUUCCGCUUUAGACUUCAAGGAAGGGCGAGCAGUAUUCAGGCCAAAAGCUGAAGAGGUCCAGCUCGCCAUUCAAACAGUAGGCAUAUGUGGUACAGAUAUUCACUUCUGGAAGCAUGGCGAGGCUGGCGGGGAUGUUCCUGACGCACCUGUUGUCCUGGGACAUGAGUCUAGUGGAGUUGUAACAGCACUGGGUGAAGGUGUAACACACCUUCAAAUUGGUGAUAGAGUUGCAAUCGAGCCUAAUGUACCGUGUCAUACGUGUCAAGAUUGUAAGGAAGGUCGUUAUAAUCUCUGUAAGAAGUUGAGAUACUUUGCUGUUCCACCUUACCAAGGAGCAUUGUGCCGAAGAUUGAACCACAGCGCACAUUUCUGUUACAAGAUCCCAGAUCACGUGAGUUUCGAGGAAGCAGCUUUGUUGGAACCUUUGUCAGUCGCCAUUCAUGGNUGA
Messenger RNA from Exaiptasia diaphana, 995 nucleotides. Its product is annotated as sorbitol dehydrogenase. NCBI's taxonomy places the organism in Eukaryota, Metazoa, Cnidaria, Anthozoa, Actiniaria, Aiptasiidae. Gene Ontology annotation, biological process: D-sorbitol catabolic process. Gene Ontology annotation, molecular function: L-iditol 2-dehydrogenase (NAD+) activity; zinc ion binding. The record is from RefSeq and is a predicted model, not a curated record. The coding region runs from base 534 to 995 and encodes 153 amino acids. The transcript is spliced from 5 exons.